This is a messenger RNA of Pogona vitticeps (central bearded dragon), 7223 nucleotides long. It is a transcript of the gene RBPJ, whose product is annotated as recombination signal binding protein for immunoglobulin kappa J region. Lineage: Eukaryota; Metazoa; Chordata; Lepidosauria; Squamata; Agamidae. The record is from RefSeq and is a predicted model, not a curated record. Gene Ontology annotation, biological process: regulation of transcription by RNA polymerase II. Gene Ontology annotation, cellular component: nucleus. Gene Ontology annotation, molecular function: RNA polymerase II cis-regulatory region sequence-specific DNA binding; DNA-binding transcription activator activity, RNA polymerase II-specific.
ACUGCCGACUCCGUUCCCUCCGUAGCCCCGCCCCUCUGCUUUUUGUUUUUCUUGCUUCUCGUAGUGGUGACAAGAGGUUACUUUUGCGCGUGCGCUUGCUGGCUGGGGGUGGGUGGGUGGAUGGGUGGGGAACGGUUGGGAUGCGCGCGCGCGGACGCUUGCCUGGUGGACACAUUGCCUAGUCUCGCGAGAGUAGGAGUUUUGGCGAGAGUUUGUGGAAGAUGGCGCCUGUUGUGACAGGGAAAUUUGGUGAGCGACCUCCAGCUAAACGACUCACCAGGGAAGCUAUGAGAAACUACUUAAAGGAGCGAGGUGAUCAAACAGUACUAAUCCUUCAUGCAAAAGUUGCACAGAAGUCCUAUGGAAAUGAAAAGAGGUUUUUUUGCCCCCCGCCAUGUGUCUAUCUUAUGGGUAGUGGGUGGAAGAAGAAAAAAGAACAGAUGGAACGAGAUGGGUGCUCUGAGCAAGAAUCUCAACCAUGCGCCUUUAUUGGAAUAGGAAAUAGUGACCAAGAAAUGCAACAGUUAAACCUAGAAGGAAAGAACUAUUGCACAGCUAAAACCUUGUACAUAUCUGAUUCUGACAAGCGAAAGCACUUCAUGUUAUCUGUAAAAAUGUUCUAUGGCAACAGUGACGAUAUUGGCGUGUUCCUGAGUAAGCGGAUCAAAGUAAUCUCCAAACCUUCUAAAAAGAAGCAGUCAUUAAAAAAUGCGGAUUUAUGCAUUGCAUCAGGGACAAAAGUGGCACUGUUUAAUAGACUUCGGUCACAGACGGUUAGUACCAGAUACUUGCAUGUAGAAGGAGGAAACUUUCAUGCGAGCUCACAGCAGUGGGGAGCAUUUUACAUUCAUCUCUUGGAUGAUGAUGAAUCAGAAGGAGAAGAAUUCACAGUUCGAGAUGGCUAUAUUCAUUAUGGCCAAACUGUCAAACUUGUGUGUUCAGUUACUGGCAUGGCACUCCCAAGACUGAUAAUUCGGAAAGUGGACAAACAGACCGCAUUAUUAGAUGCAGAUGAUCCAGUAUCGCAGCUCCAUAAAUGUGCAUUCUACCUUAAAGAUACUGAACGAAUGUACUUGUGCCUUUCGCAAGAGCGAAUUAUCCAAUUUCAAGCCACUCCAUGUCCCAAAGAGCCAAAUAAAGAGAUGAUUAAUGAUGGAGCUUCAUGGACAAUCAUUAGCACAGAUAAAGCAGAGUAUACCUUUUAUGAAGGAAUGGGACCUGUCCAUGCUCCAGUAACACCGGUGCCUGUUGUAGAAAGUCUUCAGUUGAAUGGUGGUGGUGAUGUAGCAAUGCUGGAACUAACUGGGCAAAACUUCACUCCAAAUUUACGUGUCUGGUUUGGGGAUGUGGAAGCUGAAACAAUGUACAGAUGUGCAGAGAGCAUGCUGUGUGUCGUUCCUGACAUUUCUGCAUUCCGGGAAGGCUGGAGGUGGGUCCGUCAGCCAGUCCAGGUUCCAGUCACAUUGGUCCGCAAUGAUGGCAUAAUCUACUCUACCAGCCUUACAUUUACAUACACACCAGAGCCAGGACCACGACCCCACUGCAGCGCUGCUGGAGCAAUCCUCAGAGCCAAUUCAAGUCUCCUGGCAUCCAGUGAAACAAACACAAACAGCGAGGGAAGUUACACAAACGUCAGCACAAACCCAACCAAUGUCACAUCAGCAGCAGCAACAGUCGUUUCCUAACCACUGCUCUUUGUGUGGAACUUCUUAAUUGAUAUUGACAUUCAAGUGCUUCAAAGAAUGAAACUAAACAACUUUUGUGGUUUCAUGGGGGAAACCUCCUCACUGCUCUUUGAACAUUUAUCACCUAUAAGUGCUGAUCUCAGUAGAAGCCACAAUAAAAAAAAAAAACAGUGCAUGGGGAGAGAAAAGCCCCUACAUUCGAAACCUGUUUUCAGUUGUCUCUUAAAAAUGGGCAUGAUAUUAAAAACAAAACAAAAGUGGCUGGGAUUCGAGUUGAACUAGAACACAUGGAUAUUAACAUAGUUUUUAUGGACCAAGAAACACUUUAGUAUAAAAGGUACAUUUUCACCAUGCCUUUUUGUAUCACAACAUAUAGUACACUUUUGUUACCAAAUAGUUUAUAUAUUUUUUUUCUCUGAGCAUUUGCUCUGAAGUAUAUUCAGGUUCCAAGCCUGACCAUGCUUGUAUAAUCUAAUUACCAUACUCUUCCAGUUUUUAAAAUAUAUAUAUAUAUAUAUUUUUGGUCUGUGGCUGGAACUGUUGCAUUUUUUUAAACUGAAGUCUUGUGACUUUUUAUGAACUGAAUUUUUUGUUUUUAUUUUCAGCAAGUAGAACCUUGUAAAGGCCAGCAUAUUUUUUUUAAGAUUAUAUGAAGUUUGUGCAAAAGCUUUAAAAUGCCUCUGCCUUGCCCGCAAUACAUGCAAUGUAUGUUUAGAGCUCCUAUUUCUGUCAUUGUGGAUAGUUCUUUUUGUAUGUUUCUUUUAAAAGUAUUUAUAGUGUUGAAUCAUGAGGUUUUUUACAUUACAAAUGUGGCCUCUUGUGCAGUUUAUCAAACUGCUCCUCCUACUGGCAUAUGUUGAUGUUUUAAAAGGGCCUUUUCCCCUUUCAUAGUCAGUACCUGCAUCAGAAAAUAUUUUCAGGAUUUCUUCAAGUUGGCUUUUUGUUGUUGCUAAUCGUGUACAUAAUUUGCUAUCAAGUGUAAGUUAAAUGUGCGUGUGAUUUCUUUUUCUUUGAGUGGACUGUUUCCAAAACUUCAUUUGGCAGCAUGUUUUUUUUGUUUCAGCACAUGACAUUUUAAAAAUAUUGGCCACAAACAGGAUUGAUAGGUGCACUUCUUCAUUGUGAAUUGAGGCCCGUCAGAAACUACCAUGGCUGUCCUCUGGCAUUAGGCCAAACUCAUGAACUAGUCCUCUAUAUGGUAUGUUUUCUUUGAGUGUAAAGUGAUUGUACAGUUAAAUGAUAGUAUUUAGUAAUAGCUGAUCACAAAAGCACUGAAGUGGAUUAUACUUUUCCUCUCUCUCUUCCUUGCCAACAGUCUAGUGCAAUGCUCAGAUCUUCAAAAUGCAUGCUAAGAGAGAGUCAGUUUACACCACUGCUUGCUUCUCUUUUCCAAAGUGCUUUUUGAAACCUCCUUGUGAGAAGUUUUUGUGAAUGGGUCCAAUUCAUGGUGACCAGAAUCUCCAAGAGAAUAUACAUACAAUAAUGUCUAUGCUUCUUCAUAGAUAUUCAGCUGAUAAAUUCUCUUACUAUAUAUUCUUUCAGGCUACACCAGAAGCCACUGUGGAGGGUCCUCGAAAUUUCAGGCAUCACUUUUCACAGGACCCAACUUACUGUAGUACAUUCAUGAAAAAGUCUAGUGCAUGUCUGAAUGGUGCAUCACUUUUUGGAUUCUGGUUGUUACCUUCCCCUGCCAUUAUAAUUCUGACUACCUUAAUGAUCCAACUUCAUAGGCUGCUAUAUGCUGCCGAAACUCCACAAACAUUAGGCCUAGUUACAAGGCUACAUAUUCACAUCAGUCUUGCCAGGGACCUGAUUGCCAAACCCCACUAGUGGAAGAGAAAAAGUGGUUAAUAUGGGCUUUGAGUUGCACUACAUGCCUAUCAUUGGUACUUUUAAUUUGGAAUUCAUCUUCCCUUCAUCAUCUACUCUGUUUUUUUUUGCAUUCAGAAUGGUAAAUUUUCAGUUUGUUCACCAGUACAGCACUGUGAUCAGCUCAGUAGUAAACAUUAGUCCUCUGUCUCCCUUUCUCUUUCCCUUUACUCUUAAAUGAAAAGUUUGAAUUCUAUGUAAAUCUUUAUUGUUCUUUGAAGAAGACACUUGGCAGUGGGUAAUAUGAACCCAUGCCUCGUUACAAGGUGAAAAUAAUUCAUUGCUUCUAUACAGUUAUCAAUUUUAAUUAUUGGCACUCUUGUUUAGUGUCUCUGAAGUAUAUUUUCCCCAUUUGAAGACUGUAUAGUUAAAGGAGUGCAGCUGCUAAACACAUUUGGUUUGAACACUGCCACUGUAUUAAAGCAUGUUUUCUUCCAUUGUAGGCCUUUCUCUGUGCUCCUCCACUUUUUUAUACUGCUUAAACUUUUUUGGACAACAUUUUUGCAUACAGCUGAUUCUUAAUAUUUUACUGCCUGGCCUCAUCUCGCUUUUCAGUGAGCCAAGGGCAGGAAUCAUUGUGGCCUUAUCUCUAGUUUAAGCUGUUUACUGGCAUUUACUUGCAAGCCUGUAUACUUGUCUGUGUUUAAUAUUUUCCCUGUAUAUGACAGAAAUUGCUUCACAGUGUAUGUUGAAGAUAUAUUAAGUGUUGUGCAGUACUGUUCAACUUGUUUUACUCAACUACCUUUGGGAUCACAAAAUAAUAUUCCAGGUGUUCUGUAACUUCAGAGAAAAUAAGUAUCAAAAUUUUAAAUUGUUACAAGCCUUUCAGCUUUCACAGAACAUAGGCUGUCUGAUUGUUUGUACUACUGAGAGUAGACCCAUUGAAAGAAUAGGAUUUCUUAAGUUUUCACAUAUGUUCCAUUGAUUGAUUCAAUGGAUGCAUUCUAAUAGUGACUAAAAUUUGGAUUGAUCCCUCUGUCAGGAAAUUGUUCAGACUUUUCCCGAUGUAUUUCAACAUCCCAAGUUGACUUUGUGCAUAUCUCUUUGCCUUGCAUUGGUAUAUAUAUUUCGUGUUUGUAUCUUUUAAGGAAUCUAGCAGAUCACAUCUAAGUUUGUUCUUCCUUUUUUACACUACAGAGUGAGAGAAUGUUGGGAAAGGGGGCAUAAAUUCAAUGGUCAGCAGUAGCUUGGAAGCUUCAAAUGCAUCAUUCUUGUAGAUUUUUCACAAUUCGAUUUCCUUCUGAGCAAAAUUAGGAGAUUGACGGUAGUGUUCCAGCUGAAGAGGUUCUCAAUGAAGAAACAUUUCCUUUUGAACCUUUUCCUGUUACCCACUUUAAUAGAGGGGUAUUCCGUUCACCUCUUAUAUUAGGAGCCCUGGUAAUCUAAAUCAUCUAGCUAACUUUUCAAUCCUUUUUCAAAUAAUUCUGGAGAUGAAAAAACUACCAUUCUGAAAUUGUCUGCCUCUAGAAUAAGCCUGUCAGCCCAAAUGGGCAGCCUCAAAAUAACCAGGAAGACAAUUCUAGCUUCACAAUUGUAGCCAGCAGAAUUUGAAACAGUGUCCUCUCAUAGCUCUUGUUUCCUUGUGUAGGGCUAUCCAGUACAAUUGGCUGAAUAAUUAUUUUUCUGGGCAGCAAAUUGCUUUGGACUGCAAGUGGGAAGGAGUGCAUGUUUGAAGAUUCAGAAUCUUCAAGCCUGUAGAAGGCUAGCAUGUUUGGAGAAAAGAUUUUGUUAAGCCUAGUCAUGGUAGAUUACUAUGUAAAGGAAGAGGGCCCUUCUUUCUAGGAAGCAGGCUGUAUGCCAUCAUCAAUGGUACAAUUUAGGAAGAACUUUUACCACUUGAUUCUGCUGAUCAUGUAACCUGGUCUUUUCUGGGAAAUGUUGAGGGUUCCUCCUAUUCUGACUGGGAUCACACUGCCUGAUUUGCUUUAUUUUCAAUUAGAAUAAGUGAUAUGCUCUGUUUGGACUGGAGAAGAUUAAAAUUUAAUUACUGCUCUUACAGUUUAGUAAAUGUUAAACUUUCUGGUGUAUACUUUCUACAGGUCAGUGUGUAGACAUGUGUCUCAGUGAGUAGAAUUUUUAAAAUACAUCUCUGACAACCUUACAACAUGUUUCAGACCAAAUGGCUUCAUAGUUGCUUCCAUUCUGAAACAAAAUACUUAAUUAUUAAUCAUGCUAUUUACUGGGAUUUUAUUUCCUUUCAAAAGCUGUGCAUAUGAUGAGUCUAGAAUAUUUGUAUUUUCCUAUGUCAGAUGUUUUAACUUGUUUUCAGACACUGUAAAUGUGGGACUGAGUGGCAGCUUUGUGUCGGAAACAGAAGUCAGGUUUCUCUCUCUAACCUUUUCUGGAACUGAAAUGUUUCUCUCUCUCCAUGGAAACUGCAAUAUUGAGGAGCUACAACAGCAUUGUGAAUGUUCUGUGAGCCCACCCAUCCCCAGAUGAAGUUCCUAUUUUGGCCUUAGAUUAUAUUCCUUUUAUUCUGUUGCGCCUGUGGAGGUGAAGCCUUGGCAGUAGAAAGAUUAGCCUGGGAGGAGAUUGGGAAGGGGGAGAGAAAUGUGUUUACAUCCCAAUCUUAUAUUUAUUUGGAAGCAAGUUGUAUGGAAUUUGGUGGGUUUCCUCCCAAAGAACCAUGUUCAAUGGCUACCUCACAAAUUCUCCAGGUGGAAAAAGGCUGUUUCAGUACACCUUCUGCUCAGUCAACCUCUCAUGUUGUACCCAUAGUUACAGAUUAAUUAUUUAUCCUGGUGGCGAUAUCGGCUAAGUCUGCUGCUUCCAGUAUAAAUGACAAAUGGCUUCCUUAAGAAGGUAGUAUAAAGGCUGAAGGGAAGACAGAUGCAGUGAGGAGAACAGGUGCACCAGCAGCCCCAGGUAAACAAUCAAGGCUGCAAAUAUUACAUGGAAGCAAGUCUCACUGGAUGCAGUUACUUCUGAGUAAACUAGUAUGUGGUUGGUUCUGGUGUAAUAGUGAUGAGGCAUAUUCUGGACAAAACGGAUGUUGGCCUCUAGUUAUAAUGCAUUUUAAAGCUCUGUGUUUGUGUAUCUUGUGUUUGUACACACUCGUUCAGUCCUUAAAGGGUUUUAUUUUACAAACUGCACCUAUAAAGUUUCGUAGCAAUAAGAUAGAAGACUCAUUGAGUCUUCACCAUAAUUUUGUAGGAAAACGAAUCUACUCCAUUUCAUAUUUUAUCAAAAAUAUGGAAGUCUUCAGUAUGACCGGUUUGCAGGAAUAAAUAAAAAUAAAUGUAAACAACAUGAAGUGUGUUGUCACAUGUGCAAUGUGUAAUUUGCAUAUUCAAUAUAUGGUUUUAUAAACAUCACUGAGGCUUGUGAAGAUUUAAAUUUGUUACUUUUCAUGUGAUUAAUUCAUAAAAGUACAUGUAUGAUGUUGAGAUUGCAAACAUGGUGAAAUGUUGAUGCAUUUCUGCAUAUAAGAAGUCAGUUUCUUUCUGACGGGACAAUGAGAUGAUCUAUGGAAGCAGAACAGCAGAACAGAUCCAUAGAAGUCAACAGUAAUUGCAAGGACCUGUACUCUGGACUCCAUUCAAACUGGAUAUGGAAUCUCUUAAUACUUGUACAGAUUGCAGAAGUUAGACAAGACUGUUUUUUAUUCCAAUGCUGUAAAUAUGAACUAGUUCACUUUUUGAUAUUAUUUAUUAAAUAAGGAAAAAUGAA